CAGUCCAAGGCUUGUUUGAACUUAAUGUUGUAAAGAUCGUGAAGCUCGUUGUUGUUGUGGCGAAUUGUUGCUCUGCGAAAUAAGAUGCUCCUAAAAUAGAUUUGGCCCAACAAGUUCUGCUUUCUUAACAUCCAAAUAAAUCACUUUGUCUGCUUAAAUCUCCUGUUGUUUACAAUGUACUAUACUUUUUUUUGAACGAAGCAAUGAUUCCUGCAUCAAGCGGUUGGUAGUGGGAUGUGGUAUUUGGAGGAAGCAUGCACAACUCGAUAUUUUUUAACUGAAUUUCCAAGUUUUUAUGCGAAGGUGCAUUAUCCAUCAAUAAGAGAGCAAAAAUUGGACCGCAUCCAGCAAAAAUUGGACCGUAUCCAGCAAAAUUGGACCGCAUCCAGGCAAAAAUUGGACCGUAUCCAGCAAAAUUGGACCGUAUCCACCAAAAUUGGACCGCAUCCAAAAUUGAAGGACCGUAUCCGGACCGCAUCCAGCAAAAAUUGGACCGCAUCCAGCAAAAAUUGGACCGUAUCCAGCAAAAAUUGGACCGUAUCCAGCAAAAUUGGACCGUAUCCAGCAAAAUUGGACCGUAUCCACAAAAUUGAAGGACCGUAUCCGGACCGCAUCCAGCAAAAAUUGGACCGUAUCCCGCAAAGUAAUACUUGUAACAGUCCUUGACUAUUAUGGUGUAUUGAAUCAGCUGUCGUUCUUUUUCAUGUUUUACUAACAUUAACUUACUCAGCUUUGAUCCAAAAUCUUUUCCUCCAGCAAAGCGUCCAAUGAAGUAGGGGCCAAGUUUAUGCGAGCCAGUUGCAUUGGUGACAAGGACAACAGUUACACGACU
Molecule: messenger RNA, 832 nt
Organism: Zychaea mexicana
Lineage: Eukaryota; Fungi; Mucoromycota; Mucoromycetes; Mucorales; Lichtheimiaceae
Exons: 2
Coding region: 235-666 (143 amino acids)
Source: RefSeq, a predicted model, not a curated record